AUUGGAGUGAUGCCAUACCAGUUAUAAAUCAUCCGGAGGACGCAAUGGGACGGAACCGAGUUCCGCUGACCAGUGGAGGAAUGCCAGCGAUUCUACUCAUUCUCUUUCCCCUAGUCCUCACGGUGACAGCAGUACCAAAUGUCAGAUCGGAAUCCGCAACGGGCCCGGCAAACAGCGUUGGUCCAUCGUCAGGAUCUUCAUCAGCAUCAUCAUCUUCAUCAUCACCCGUGUCAUCGUCAGCGAUAGGAUCGCCGUCAAGUGGCAGUGCAGGUGGUGCAAGUGGUCUAGGAAAUGGUCUCGGUGGUGGUACCAUCGGUCACUCAGUGAUGAGCGUUGGUUCUAACGGAAAUGGCAGAUGUGAGGACAUAACGAUACCGAUGUGCCGAGGAAUAGGUUAUAACCUGACGGCAAUGCCAAACGAAUUGAAUCACGACACCCAGGAGGAGGCGGGUCUUGAGGUGCACCAGUUCUGGCCACUUGUGGAGAUCAAGUGCUCGCCGGAUCUCAAGUUCUUCCUCUGCUCGAUGUACACACCGAUUUGUCUUCCGGAAUACAGUAAACCAUUGCCGGCCUGCAGAAGUGUCUGCGAGAGGGCGCGAGCUGGAUGUGCACCGCUGAUGCAGCAGUACGGUUUCUCCUGGCCAGAGAGAAUGGCCUGCGAGCGGCUCCCGGUCCAGGGUGAUCCGGAGAAUCUAUGCAUGGAGCAGGACAAUCACGCCAAUAGCGGUGGUAGUGGUGCGGGUCAUCCAAGCAGUCCACCAAUUCCAGCUGCUGGACCGGCCCGUCCAACUCGACCAUCAAAAACCGCUCCAGCACGCUGCAAACCUGGUAAGAAUCAAAAAAACUGCCAAAAUCCUCCAGGGGACAGAACAAGGGAGUGCGAGUGCCGUUGCAAAGCACCACUCGUACCCCUGGGGGUAACAAGUGUCGGCGGAAACGACCACACGGUUCUCGGAAGCAUGCACGCGGUGGGAGUACCGAUGUCCGGGGGGAUCGGCCCAAUGGUAAGCAGAGACAUUGCACUGGGGAAUGGAAAUGUUCUAAAGAACUGCGCCCUACCUUGCCACGGAGCCUUCCUCACCACCGAGGAAAGGGGAUUCGCAGCCGUUUGGCUGGCCCUGUGGAGCGGCCUAUGCGCAGCAAGCACACUCACAACCGUAACCACAUUUCUCAUCGACACACAACGCUUUAAGUAUCCAGAGAGGCCCAUCGUCUUUCUCUCUGCUUGUUACUUCGUGGUAUCUCUAGGAUAUCUGGCGCGCAGUGUCAUGGGCCAUGAGGAAAUAGCAUGCGACGGACCGGCCCUCAAGUCCGGGCCACAAGGACCCGGUGCAUGCGUCACUGUUUUCCUCAUGAUAUACUUCUUCGGAAUGGCCUCGUCCGUGUGGUGGGUAAUACUCGCCUUCACCUGGUUCUUGGCAGCCGGCCUCAAAUGGGGCAACGAGGCCAUAGCCUCUUACUCACAGUACUUUCAUCUAGCCGCUUGGCUAGCACCCACAGCACAAACUGUCUGGGCGCUCUUGGCUGGUGGUGUCGAGGGCGAUCCAGUCGCUGGUGUUUGUACAGUCGCACCUGGUGGUGUACAAACAUUCAUUCUGGUACCACUUCUAGUCUAUCUCCUGUUGGGGACUAGCUUUCUGCUCGCUGGUUUUGUAAGCCUCUUCAGGAUAAGAUCAGUCAUCAAACGACAACCAGGAGCCAAGGCUGACAAAUUGGAAAAGCUCAUGAUCCGCAUCGGUGUCUUCUCGGUUUUGUAUACAGUGCCAGCUGGUGCUGUACUCGGUUGCUACCUGUACGAGUCAUCAUUCCGGCUUGAGUGGCUCCGUGGUAUAGCGUGUCAGUGCGAGGCCCGGACAAGGCCGUACUAUUCAGUUCUCAUGCUGAAAUACUUCAUGGCACUUGCUGUGGGAAUAACCUCGGGUGUUUGGAUAUGGAGUGGCAAGACAGUGGACUCCUGGCGGAGGCUCUGGAGACGUCUCUUUGGUGGUGGUGCAGCUGCUGGUGGCAAUGCUGGUAUGGCUGGUGUCACUGGUGUCAGUGGUAUUGGCAGUGCAAGCAUGAAGGGACGCUCGAUGAUGCCGAGCUAUGCUGCCUCCGGUCCGGGCAGUGCUUUAUUACCACCUGGUAGCGUUGCCAGUGCCUCUCAACAUCAUCUUCAUCAUCAUGUCCUCAAACAGCCACCGCUUUCGCACGUAUGACGUCACCAGUCGGCGGGAGGCGAUAUGAAUACAGCGGGCUGCGACACCCAGCAGCAAAAUCAGUUGCAGCACGAGAGGCCAUCAGCUCUCAGCAACUACGGACCCAUUUAGCCUUUCGCCUCAGCCUCAAGGAGGCAUACGCCAGCACACACUGCGCCCCAUACACCACAUUCAGCAGCUACUAUCUACUCGAGAAGAUCAUUGGCAUCAACAACUGGACCAUUGACCCCAGCGCAUGGCCUAGCGCCUUCGUACACACAAGCUACUGAUGUCUGAUCUACAAUUGGACCCGUUAUCGGGUGGUAGUGAUAAUGCUGUGUGUGAGUAGAGAAACAGAACGCAACCGAAUGGAAUGCAAUGAAAAACAACAAACAACUAAACUGCCAUUAAUAUUUGCCGAAUAUACGUAUAAACGAGGGACUCCGAAAAAAUAUGGAAGUGCCCGAACUCCGGGAGUCAAUGUAGCGGUGAUUUGAUAAAUCUGUCAUUUCGACGUUCCUCCAUUGAAUUUUGCGGUCGGUUUCAUGGACGAUAAUUUUCCUGUUGUUCAUUCGAGUAACUUUCAAAUAAAUGUGAAUAGAAAUCAUCCGAAAAAUUGAAAUCUCAAACGAUUUGAAACUGAAAUUGAUGUGUAGAAUUUCAGGAUUUUUUAAAUUUAUUUGCAGUACGUCGAGGGGCGAGGGAAAUAUGUCGCUCAUGAAAACCGCCCUAUUGGUCAUGUAUCGAAGCCGGGGAAUCACCGUCCGUGAAGACACGCCGUAUUGAGAUACUCUGGCUAGUGAGUUUGCGCGAACGUGAGAAUGCGAUGUUUUGUAUGUGUGUUUUUUAAUCUAAAUGAUCGGUAUAGGGCCCCUCUAGUUGGCAUCUCUCCUUCUUUAUGCAAUCUAUGCUGCGAUUAUCUGAUUUUCUUUUAUACUUUAUACUUGUGUGUCUCCGUGGACUCAAGUGCAUGUCCGUCUAAUGUGUAUUCGUAUUGUCUAUUUAUCUACUAGCCGUUUACGCAUAGGUGUGUACUGAUUAGAGGCUCUCACCUCGGUUUAUCGUCAAUUUAUCGAUUUUAUCGGUGAUAACGAUUUGAUAAGUCGACGGUGUGGGGGCAGCGGUAAGGAAAGUGUAUAGGUUAGAAGCAGACAAAUGAAGGUUUAUAAUGUAAAUAUAUAUUCUAGAGGUUAGGUAAUGUACAUAGAGGUGGAAGAAUUUUCUUUGUACAGAGUUCAAGAGAUUGGCAGGGUCCAGAUGAAAUAGAGAAGGAGGGAUUGUUAGGAUUCGAAUUGUGUGUGAGUUUACAGGGAAAUUGUGUAGAUCCCAAUGUUUUUUUACCGCAAAUUCAGAGAUAUCAGUAAUUAUAAUGUUCUUUCGUACUCAACCAUAGAAUCGUCAAUAGAUGAAGAGAUAUUAAAGACUUAUCCGGUACCUUACCAGAGUCCCUUUCUUCAUCCACUCCCCAUUCGCGAUUGUACUUCGCUGUGAGCUAUUUUCUCAGGUGAAACUGAGGAUAGAAAAUGUAAAAUGUAUCAGUGGGGAGAACUCAGCCACGUGCACCGUAGAAAACAUUACACUAUAUGUAACAUGCGAUUUCAGCGUGAUUUAAGGGGUUUACAGACACAAUUGGGUUUUAUUCGAUCUUUGUGAGGCGAACAUUAACACAGUCCGAUAUAGUUGUGUAGUUGGAACAAUUAUUAAAUACAUAAGUACAUAAAUUUGUAAGUCUUUCCAGGUAAUUCCGGUGUUGUAGGAGGUACGAGGGAUUUUACGUUUUUUUUUUCCCAUCGAGACGAAAUUUUCACGCGCUGUUGGAAUUUUUUUGGGUGAUUCAAAUUGGUUAUGCAUUUGAAAUUAUUAAUCGGAGAGUCAGUUGUAUGAUUUCGGGUUUCAAUUUUUAUUUGGAAACGUCUCGAAUUUUUUAUGCUGUCAUCCAAAAAAUUUCAACAGCCCCGAAUCUACUUUUCUAUUCAGAUCAUGCUGACUAAUAUGACAUACGCCCAUUGAGAACCAGAAAUUGCCUCAAAAUACAAAAAAAAAAUUGGUGUCUAGAGUUAAACGGGAGAGAAAAACAGAAAUAACACGCGUGCGGUAAAAGAAUCGUUAUUGCCAUGGAAAAAUCAUCGAUUAUUUAAAAAAAAAAUUCGAUUUUUUUCCACAAGCUGAAAGAAGAAUUUUAGUUCUGAUUAUUUCUACAAUAAAUGAAAAAUUAAUUUAUUUCGUGGAAAUUCGGUUGGUGCUUCGACGAUUUUCCGACCUCGGAGUAAAAUGGACGAGAUUUUUCUCCAGGAAACAAGAAUCUUUUGGAUAAUGACGCAGUGAGUGAAUGUGUAGGGAUAAUUAAUUAUAAAAUGGAAUGUCACUGAGAGUUGGUCUCACAUAUCACUUCGGAGGAGAGACAAGAACCUAAGAAAAUUAAAUCCCAGGCGAAAAUCGAGAUGGAGGAGAAAGACCAGAAACUUUGUAAACGAUUAAAAUUUGUAAGUCACUUAAUGAAGCGAUAACUGUCACGAUGUCAAUAAAUGAAUCGAUCGAAAGACGAAGAAAGGGGAGAAGUAGAACCAAAAAUUCAGCAUGUCAUCUCGAUUGUUUAAGUGGAACUCUCUGGCUCUCUUUCCCCAUUCCCUCCAAUAUUCCAUCUUUUUUAUGCAACUCCAGAUAUUUCUUCCCGGACCCCCUCCCCCCGCCAGGAUUUUCGUAUUGAAUAAACGGAUAGUCGUAUCCAAGGGGGAAACACGGCUGUCCAUUACCGCGUAUGGUAAUCAAAAUUGUAUACGAUUUUUUAA
Molecule: messenger RNA, 4966 nt
Organism: Fopius arisanus
Lineage: Eukaryota; Metazoa; Arthropoda; Insecta; Hymenoptera; Braconidae
Gene: fz2
Product: frizzled-2
Biological process (GO): canonical Wnt signaling pathway; non-canonical Wnt signaling pathway
Cellular component (GO): plasma membrane
Molecular function (GO): Wnt-protein binding; Wnt receptor activity
Source: RefSeq, a predicted model, not a curated record